This is a messenger RNA of Mytilus trossulus (common blue mussel), 18112 nucleotides long. RefSeq lists its product as uncharacterized. NCBI's taxonomy places the organism in Eukaryota, Metazoa, Mollusca, Bivalvia, Mytilida, Mytilidae. The record is from RefSeq and is a predicted model, not a curated record. The coding region runs from base 1 to 17802 and encodes 5933 amino acids. Gene Ontology annotation, molecular function: calcium ion binding; protein binding. The transcript is spliced from 92 exons.
AUGUCUGAUAAACCAGUGAUGUAUGGAAAGCUCCCAUCUGAUACGUCCUGUUACCUGUCGGACACCUGUACAGGUAUACACUGCUGUAUACAGAUACCACGGCUAGGACGAGGAAUUACUGUGUACUUAGACCUGGAUACAUGUCACAAUACAUUUACCAUUGGCAUAGAGAAAUUCAUCCACAAGAUAUCUAUUCUGGAAAUAGAGUAUGGUGCUAUACACUCUUUCUCCAUGUUUGGAUUUGUAAACAUAAAUUAUAAGAUUGAAGAGUUGUACAAUGAGGGGAUGUUUAUAGUUAGUAUGACAGCUAGUGUGUGUUUAGAAUCUAAUGGUCCUUGUGAACUAGAGGUACAAGUGCUGGAUAAUGUCAAACUACCAAAACCUCUAUGUAACCUCAAUCAAGGAUUUGCUAUUCCAGAUUUUUCCCUAGCUUCUUGGUUAGAUAAUAAUAAGAUAGAUAUGACACUACAGUUACAAUCGUAUGCCAGAGACCUACUGAUGGAAGAACUAGGAAUAGCUGGGUAUUUACAGAGUACACAAUGUCAAUUCUCAAACUACCAGUUAAAUACAGACCGAUGGGACUUAGGUCUGUGUGGAGCAGACUUGUCAUUACCUACUCUCCAUAAGAAUCUAGCCUGUAGGAUACCAGAUUAUUGUACCGGGAUUCAGUGUUGUGUGUAUAUCCCUGUCCUAGAUAUGUACAUAGAAGCACAUCUUCUGCUGGAUAUAUGUGAUCUUAGACUCAGUAUUGGAUUAGAGAACAUGGUCAUCAAUGAAUCCUUGGCUGAUUACAAUUUCAAUACAGAGAAAAUUGUCUCCCUUGGAAAUAUGGUGAGAUUAAAUUACAAGAUAGAGGAUUUAGUUGCUGAAGAGAAGAUUUUAUUCAGUUUAAAGCUUGAGAUUUGUUUUGAGACCAAAGGAGACUGUAUAUACAGCUAUGAUGUAUUUAAAGAUACAAAGAUAUCCAAACAACCUUGUGACUGGAAUGAAGGAUUUCCUAUUCCUAAUUUCAAGUUAAGUGACUGGUUGAAAGAACAGCAGUUACCUUCAAAUGUAACACAGCUGUCAGAAUUGAUGACAUCCAAAUUGUUAGAACAUCUAGGUAUAGCUGAAUAUUUACAACAGCCAGGAUGUGAUCUGACAUCCAACCCUCUAUACAGUACUGCUGAUAGUCAGGGGUGGAACACAGAAUGUGAUGGAGUUCUAAAAUUACCAGUUUUACCUGGUGGUAUGAUUUGUCACCUGGAUUCUACCUGUACCUCUGUUACCUGUUGUACACCUGUUGGACUGAUUAACAGAAACAUUAACUUCUACUUGACCAUUGAUCCGUGUAAUUCAGUCUUCAAACUUGGAAUAGAGAAAUAUCAGUUUGAGUUCUCUUUAUUUGAAACAGAUUUCAACGUACAGAAACAAUUCAAUGUGGAAAAAGUAAUAAAUAUUAACUACAAGAUAACAGAUAUACCAGGAGAAGAUGUAUAUUACCUUGACCUUGGUAUCAAGGUGUGUUUCAAUUAUAGAGGACCUUGUAUAGUAGAAGCAACAAUAUUUUCUAACACUAAACUCCCCAAACUUCAGUGUAGCUGGCAGAAAGGAUUCUCAAAUUCAGAUUGGUCCUUGUCUGACUGGUUUUCCUUGAAGAAUUUCAGUCCAAACCUUACACUGUCAGAUGAAGGUAUACUACAGCUGAUGAAGGAUCUAGGACUGACUACAUAUUUACUGGACAAACCAUGUGAUCCGUCUGAUCCAGACUCUGUGUUUGCCACAUCUUAUCAAGGUUGGAGUUUAGGUUGCCAAGAUAGUGUUAUUAGAUUACCUCCCCUGAUGGAAGAUAUGAACUGUUACCUUGAUGAAUCUUGUACAGGGAUACAGUGUUGUGUAAAUAUUGGUUUUAUAAAAAGAAGUUUCCACAGUUUCUUCACAGUUGAUACCUGUAACUAUGUAAUUAGUUUUGGUGUAGAGAAACUCAAAUUUGAUGUGACUUUGGGUGAUUUAACGUAUGGUGAAUGGAAUCAGUUUGACCUCUUUGGAGUUGUCAUAGUCAGGUAUAUGAUAGAUAACUUACAAGAGGAUGGAUUGUAUCUUGUAUCAAUGACACUGGGAGUAUGCUGGGAAUCUGAUGGUUCAAACUGUCAACAACAUGUUAUAUUUAAUGAUGCGUUGCUACCUAAACCCUUGUGUAACUGGAAUAAACCAUACAAAAUACCUGGAUGUAAAUCUGUGAUGCCAGCGGACAUUGUAUUUGUUGUUGAUGAAUCUGGCAGUGUUGGACAGAAACAUUUUGAUGAUACUGUGGAGGCCAUUAUUGAUACUGUUUACAGUCUAGUGAUCCGUUAUGACCUUAUCAAUGUAGGAAUGACCUUGUUUGAAGGUCACAGAACAUCAAGAACAAUAUUAAACGUAAAAGAUGGCCAUGAUAAGACAAAAAUUAAAGAGACCUUGUCCAAAGCUGUAUACAAGAAUGGGAUGUAUACAGACAUUGCUGAUGCCUUUAGUUACACAUGUAAUCAGAUGUUUAUAACUAGUCAAGGAGAUCGAUCAGAGGCUGUAAAUUACUUAGUUCUAUUGACUGAUGGGAAGUCAGACUCCACCAAGGCUGUACAACAAGCAGAAUUAUGUAGCAGUAAAGGUGUCAGAAUUAUAUCUGUAGGGAUAGGGACAGGCAUUGAUGUAGAUCUAUUGAAGACAGUGGCCUAUAAACCUGAGUAUUUCAUCAAUACUGCAUACAGUGAACUGAAUACCACAUUACCUACUCUGGUUUCUCACUCUGUAGAUUGUAGUGCAGAUUUUUCUCUGGACAAGUUUCUGGAUAACAGUGGAUUUCUUAGUCUAACAGAGUUCAGUAUAUCCCAGCUACUGGAAUAUCUUGGUGUAUCUGAAUACCUUCAGGGUUGUGACAGGACACAGACUCCAUAUGUACCAGCUGUAAAUGGCUGGAAUAAUGCAUGCCCAUCAAUGCCUGCAUUUAAUGAUAUAUCUUCUCAUGCAUCCUGCUAUAUACCAGACACAUGUACAGCUCUUGACUGUUGUAUUGAAGUAGACAGAAUAAAGAGACAACUACAUACCUACGUAGAUAUAGAUACAUGUAAUUAUAAACUGACAGUGGUAAUAGAGAAACUAUAUCUGGAAUACUCCUUGGUUGACUAUGAAUGGGGAAAGAAAGAAAAGUACUCACUGUUUGGAUUGCUGAAUUUACAGUUUACAAUAGAGAACUUGGCAGAUGAUGGCAUUUUAUUGGUUAAUAUGGAUAUAUCUGUAUGUAUGGAAAGGUCAGGACCUUGUGAAGUACUAGUUCAACUCUUACAGAAUGCUACACUUCCUAAACCAUUGUGUAAUUGGACAAGUGAUUUCAUGGUUAAAGGUUUUUCCCUUGAAAACUUUCUUGUUAACAGUGGGUUGAGUACUUCUGUGAGUUCUUUGUCAUCAGAAAUCACCAAGAAAUUGUUAGAAACUCUUGGAUUAUCACCAUUCCUAUUGGAGAAUCAGUGUGACCAACAAGAUUCACCAUUCCUACCUAAUAUUGAUGGAUGGAACAAUGACUGUCCAAAUGACAUUGUUCUUCCCAGUCUCCCUGCCUCAACCAGAUGUCAUGUUGGAGACUACUGUACUGGUAUCACAUGCUGUACUGAUGUAGAUCUGAUCAGUAGAUCUAUUACAACCUCUGUCAGGAUUGACCCUUGUCAGUAUACACUGGAGGUACAGAUAGAGAAACUGACAGUCAACAUUAGUCUGGUGGAUUAUCAAUUUGGAAAGAAAGAUCACAUCUAUCUCUUUGGAGUAAUUCGCCUUGAUUAUGACAUAGAAGAUUUGAAGUAUAAGAGGCAGUUCUUAGUUAACCUUGAGUUGAGUAUUUGUUUGGAGUCCAGUGGACCCUGUAUGAUAACUGUUCCUGUAUUAGAUAAUGCUAUACUACCUAAAUCUGUAUGUGAAUGGGAAAACAACUUCAUUGAUCCAGAAUUUUCAUUUGAUAAAUACAUAAAAGAUUCCUUUGGACUCAGUAGGGGUGCCAUCUUAAAUGAUUAUCAGAGGAAGAAAUUAGGAGAUGUUCUAGGCAUAACUGAAUUCUUAAUGGAUGAAAAGUGUUCAAUGUCUGACCUACCAUACACUGGAACAGGCUGGAAUAAUGGUUGUAACCCUAUGAGUACCAGUCUCCCAUCAUUACCUGUGAAUACAGCAUGCUAUAUAACAGACUCCUGUAACACAGUACAAUGUUGUACGAAAGUGGACAAGAUAGGUCAGUCUUAUGAAGCAGAAGUCAGUAUUAAUAUGUGCUUGUUCAAGCUAAAGGUCAGGAUAGAAAAACUGGAGUUAAACAAAGACCUGAUGAACUUCCAGUGGGGGACACCAGUAGAGAUGUGGCUGUUUGGACUAGUUAGAGUCGGAUUGACCUUGUAUGAUUUAGAGACAGAGGGUAACAUCAUGAUAGAUAUGACAGUGAGUGUUUGUGUAGAUGCUGAUGUUUCUGUACCAUGUUAUCAUUCAGUACAGAUUUUCAAAGGUCAUAAACUUCCAAAAUCUGCAUGUGAUUGGAAAAGUGAUUUCCCAGUUCCAGGAUUUGACCUAGAAUCAUGGCUUUCUAGCAACAGUUUACCAGCGAAAAUGGACAUACUACCACAGUGGUCUGUUGAAUAUUUAUUGCAGGAGUGGGGAAUUAGAAAAUUUGUCACAGACCAAACUUGUACAGAAAUUUUCACAGAUUUUGAUAUUGACCACACAGCAGGUUGUAGUUUGGUUCUGCCAGUUUUACCAAGCUGGAUGAUUUGUUCUGUGACUUCGACAUGUGAUGGUGUGAUCUGCUGUAUUACUUUGCCUCAGAUAAAUAAAACAAUACCAGUGGCAUUACAGAUAGAAGACUGUAGGAAUACAAUGCAUCUACAGAUAGGAAAGUUGCAAACAAAAACUAAACUUACAGAUCUGAAUUAUGGCAACAGUGAAACUUUCUCACUUUCUGGGAUAAUAAAUAUGAUGUAUACUAUAGAAAAAGUAGAAGAUGAUCACCACUAUCUGGUAGAUUUGAGUCUGUCUGUCUGUUACACUGAUAAAACCCCAUGUGAUUAUCAAGUCUCAUUACUGACCAGUAAUAUCAGCUAUGGAUCAUGUGAUAUAUCUGCUGGUUUCUUGAAUCCUGAUUUCUCACUGACUAACUGGUUGAAUGAUAGGGGUUUGACUGUAAACUCAGUUCUAACAGAUAUAACAUCAGAUAGAUUGAUUACAGAGCUUGGUUUAUCAGACUAUAUGGGAUAUUCUGAUAGCUGUAGUCUUACAGUGUCACCUUACAAAGAUGCAGUAAAUGGUUGGAUUAAUGAAUGUCCUAGUGUGACAACCUUACCAACUUUAUCGGGAGAUAUUGCAUGUCACAUGCCAUCCUGUUCACAGUUCUCCUGCUGUGUGUAUAACAACGUUCUCCGUCGAUCGUUAAAAUCAACCAUACAUCUGGGUACUUGCUCUUAUAUGCUCAAGGUGUCUAUAGAAGAUUGGCAUUAUGAGUUCCAAAUGUUAAACUAUCAGUGGGGAAAAAUACAGAAUGUAAGACUUCAUGGUGUAUUCUCAUUAAGUUUUACUAUCUACAAUAUCCCAUCUGAGAGUAAAUUCUCAGUUGAUGCUGAGAUAAAACUCUGUUUUGAGGCAAACAACAAUACAUGUCUUACAGAAUACUCUAUAUUAAAUAAUGUUCAGCUGAAGUAUGAGGUCUGCAAUCAGACUCAACCUCUGGGGGGUCUUGCAUUCGAUUUCUGGAAACCAUCUUACUGUACCUCUUAUAAUGGAGACUUUCUGAAUGGUUGUAAUAGUGUACCAUCACCAAUAUCUUCCAUGUCUGGUUGUCACUUGACCAGUGAUUGCCAAGGGAUUGAGUGUUGUGUAGGCUCAAACUUCAUCUCAGGGUCCAGGAAUGUAGAAACCAUGCUGAAAAUAUCCCAGUGUGAUGUGAUUGAUGGGAACAUAGAGCGAAAGACCUGGACAAAAAGUGGACUUGAUUCUUUAACAGGAUCAUCUGUAUCAGAGAAAGUAAAUGAUGUAUUUGAUUUAAUGGUUGAUGUCAUAGAAUCCUCAUCAUCUCUGUACAAGGUCACUAUGUCCUUGAAGACUUGUUAUAUUAAGGAUAUUGGCUGUCAGACUUUAACUCUAGCAGAGGAAGUUUCCUUAGUCAGACCUACAUGUACUAGUGGUAAGAGGAGGAGAAGGAGAAGGAGUGUGGAUGGAGUAAAUAUUGCUGAUCUAAAGACAGGACUCAGAAAUCUAAUGGAAAGAGGAGCAUCAUCAGCUGAAAUCAAAGAAUACAUGUCAGAUGUUAAACAUUUGGAAACUGAAGAAAUAAUGAAAAACCUCCAAGUAAUGGACCUAGAUGUUAAAGAUACUACCACAGGAAUUCAGUCUACUAUGAAAGCCUUAGGACAAGAUAAUCCUUCUACACUAUCUGUACUGUGGUCUAAUGACAAAGGGGUAGAGGUCAAGGGAGGUAAAGGUGUUGUUAGUAUGCUGUCCACAGCAACAGAUAUCGUAGGACGUGCUGACCAGGCAUUUGUUGUUGGUCAAGGACUUUCUAAUGCUGGCGUAGAAUUACUAGGACAGAAGCUGGCAAACAUGACAAUAGGAGACAUCAAAGCCAUGCUAGAUUUGAAAAAUAUGGACCCUCUUGUUGUAGCUGAACUUAUUGGACAGAUUAAAGAUUUGGCAAUAGCUUUGUUAUCUGAAUUUGUGAGCAAGGUUUUAUCAGAUCCAAGUAAUAUGUUUAAAUCUGAAGACUUUGUAGUAAAGGGAUAUGUAUCUUUUCCAAGACAAAAUGUUGAAUUCUUCCGAUAUGUUCAGCCAAUUCCUCUUGGACCACUGAUCCUUUGGCUUAAAUUUGGAUGUGGUGCGUACUAUGGGAUGAAAUUUGAAGUUGGUGCCAAGAUUAUGGCAAUGAAAGCAUUUGCUGGUAUAACACCUUAUGGUGGAGCUCAUGCUUGGGGGUCAAUUAGUCUCUGUUUUGGACCUUUGUGUGGAGUGCUCUUACUAGAUGGCUAUGUGAUGGAACUAAGAUUCCCUACAACUGCCGAAAUAGGAUUCAGCAAGUUUCCAUUAGAUGUUGGAUUAUCCAUGUAUUUGGAACUUAUACCACUACAGCUUCAACUGACUGGAAAGGUUACCUUGGAGAUUGAUUUAAAGUUUACUAGUUUUACCAAGACACUGUUAAGCAAAGUACUUUGGGGAUAUAGAACUGCUACAAUACGUAAAAAGAUAUUUGAUUAUCGUUCCAGUCAACAUGACACCACGGCACCAGAAGUUUCAUCUUUCACAGAUGAUCCUGAUAGCAUGGCAAAGAGAUCAACACCCUCUUGUACAGUGUCACAAACACCAUACUUAGACUUCACAGAAUCAGAGUUCCAGAUCUCUAUACGGGCCGAGGACGAUAGAUGUCAAGUUCGUCUCUAUCUCAAUAUAGGGACAGUUCCUUGGACAUCAGAUGUAUUACACAGAUUCGAGCUGGGAGGUCCAUCCACUAUUAUAAAAGAGAAAUUGAAGAAUGAAGGUACUGGAGUUCCUAUAUAUUUUACAAUGAUUGCUGAGAAUAACUCUGGUCAGAAAUCAGAAGCCUACUGUUCCCUGUCUACAUACGAUGUAACUGUUCCUGGAGGAAGAUUCCUAGAGGAAUUCAUGUCAACCAGUAACCCUGAUGAACUACGAGCUUAUGUCACUGUUUAUGAAGACUCAGAGGUAACACAAGCUCUAGUUGGAGUUGGCUAUGGGAAAGAUAUUUAUGGAGACCAGAUUGUAGCGUGGAAUGAUGUUGAUUUAGAUCAUCAUGAAAUUAAUGAUGACUUAGGUGAUGAUCCCUUCAAUCGUAAGGUGUUGACAGAAAUGUUUACUGGACCAGUUACUGGCAGACUCAUUGGACCUAAAGCUGCAAAGAACACCAUUAAAUAUUCCCCUGGUGAUUGUGCCAGAGCUUGUGCAGACCUCCCACUCAGUAAAUGUAUGAGCUUUAAUUAUGACUUUGGCACAGCUGAAUGUGAACUUAUGGAAGCCAUAGAGGGACAUCACUAUACAAAAUCUAGGUCUAGAUUGUUUGAACACUAUGAAAGACUUGGAAUCGGAAAGUCCAAACGAUUCAUAUAUGAAAAUAUGAAUCUCCUCCAUAACAAAGUGCAUUAUUUCAACUUCAGGAUUGUUAAUGUUUUAGGAUAUGAAAGUAUAUUAACUAGUGAAGGAGUUCUUGUUGAUAUUACUACACCAGAAACAGGAAUAAUAAGAAAUAAAACUACAGAUUAUCAUGAAAUAAUUCCUUGUACGGAUUUGAUACCUGAACAUGACAGACCGGACUGGCAGAUAUGGUGUAGAGGUGUAAAUCCUAAAAUACAGAAUCAUAGACUUAUAGUUGAUGGUGAAGGGUCAGAGGCAGUGUUUAAUGGUCCUGUUCCAAUGUCAAAUGUGCGGUACACCAGAGCUAAUAGAUAUAUAUCAGCUAACUGGGAUGGUUUUGUGGACAGAGAGGCUGGAAUGUUGGGAUACACAAUCUGGGUUGGUCAUCAGGAGUGUGAAGAUUUGAUUCAUAUACACCAUGAUCCACACAAACAUCUGUUUGAUAAAUCUCAGUGGACACACAGUGCUAUGAUCAGCCCGAUACCUGCACCCUAUAAUAUUCUUCCAGAUGAUGAGUACUUUAUUACUGUUAGAGCAUUAAAUGAUGUAAAGUAUGGAGGACCAUUAGCAACAACAGUCUGUCAUACAGUGCCUUAUACUGUUGACAAUUCUAGACCAAUAAUGUCAGAUAUCUAUGGUGUUUCAUAUGAUGAAGACUUAUAUCUACUAAAGGCAAUACACAACUCUAGUGACCCUGACUCUGGAAUAGAGUUUAAUGACCUUUGUUUAGGUCAUUCCAGGAGAGAUUGUGAUGAGAUGGAUUGGACGAGACUGGAUCAUAAUCUCAGUAUAGAAUAUAUUGUAGAGUUAACUGAUGGUAUUCCUGUAUGGAUUAAAAUUAAAGUUGUUAACAGAGUUGAUUUGAGAAGCAUUGGUGUAGCUGACCAGCCUAUUAUUGUAGACAAAUCUCCUCCUAUUGCUGGAGAGGUAUUAGAUGGACCAUUGGGAGGUGUGGAUCUGAAGUACACAAAAGAUUUUGAUUUUCUGUGCUCUAAUUGGCAACACUUCUAUGAUCCUGAGUCUGGGAUAUCUACAUACAUGUUAGGUGUGACCUCAGAGUAUAAUGUCAACAUCACUGACAUAGCUAACCUGACAGAGAUUAGUAGUAAACAGCACAAAACCUGUGUAGAUAUAGAUCCUCAGCAUGCAUUGGAACAUCAGAAAACAUAUUACACUAUCGUCUGGGCUUAUAAUGGAGCUAUUAAACAACAGAAAGUUGUCAGUAUAUCUAAUGGAGUUACAGUAGAUUUGACAGAACCAGUAUCAGGGGAGGUAAUUGAUGGAGUGGAAGAGAACUUUAGUGACUUACAGUAUUCUCCUAAUCCUGCAAAGUUAGGAGCUCAGUGGAAAGAUUACUCAGACCCAGAAUCUGAUAUAAAUCAGUACGAAAUCCAGGUUCAGGUUGCAAGUAAUAAUACAAAUGAUUUUGAGGUAAUAAGGGAUUGGGUAGUAUUCUCUAAUGAUACAACAGAGGUUGAAUGGGUGAAUUUUCACCUACAUCACAAAGAUCAUGUCAAGAUACAGCUGAAAACAACCAAUGGUGCUCUAAACUCUGUUACAUCUGAUACUGAUGGAUUUGUGGUUGAUCUGACACCCCCUGUAUUACUCAGCCUGGGAGAUGGCACUAUGCUACAUCAGGACCAAACUUAUCAGUCUAGUGUUUCAUCCCUGUCCAGUGCUUUCCAGUUCAUUGAUGAAGAAUCUGGAUUAGAUCAUUUUAAGAUACAAAUUUAUCAACUUCGAGAUGGAAUCAGGUCACAAAUUAUACCAGAUAUACACGGUGACUGGAUGGAUAUUGGUAAUAAUAUAACUAUGACAAGUUACACACAAGAAGGACUAACAUUACACCAGGGGGCGCUCUACAGUACCAGAGUAGGCGCUGUUAAUAAAGCAGGAUUUGUGGCAGCAUUUGAGACGGAUGGUGUGAUAGUGGACACCACACCACCUAUUAUCCAUUGGCUACAUGUUGGGACCCUAGCAUCUGGAAUGGAGAAGAAAGUAGAUGGAUUUGUGUGGCAAGCUGAUACAUCAGGGAUUAAAGUAGCUUGGGAUGCUGAUGAUCACCAAUCAGGAAUUGUGGGUUAUAGAGUAGCAGUCGGGACUACAAAAGGUGGUAGAGAUGUCAUGGACUGGACCAAGUAUAAAUCUGAGACUGAUGUUUACAUAUCUGAUCUGUCCCUGCCUCUGACUGAUAUUGUGACAAAGUCUCCCAUAUAUUAUGUCAGUCUGAUAGGAGAUAAUGGAGCAGGACAAGAGAGUACUAUCAUAACAUCAACUCCUAUAGUUGUAGUCAAUGAAGACAAACCAGGAAUUGUGAUUGAUGGAGCCAAGGGAACAGAUAACCUUGACCUACUGAUCCUUGAUGAUGAUACAGAUUAUCAGUUACACCCUACCACAGUCAGUGUACAGUUUGAUGGGUUUGAGAGCCAUUUACAUGGCGUAAUGGAAUAUAAAUGGGCUGUAGGUACAACACCAGGAGGGGAAGAUGUCAUGUCCUUUAUACCAUAUGGUCUUAUUCACAGUGAGGAAGUCAGUGUCAAGGGAAAUGGUAUAACAAGUUCAGGGUAUGCCCAAGCUAAUCUAGAUCUGAAGUCUGGUGUUACAUACUAUUCCACUGUGAGAGCUAUUACUAAUGUUGGCAGUGUCCUGGAAUCAGUGUCUGAUGGUUUUACUGUAGAUACAUCACCACCAAUCAUCUACCUAGACAGAUUAACAGACCAAAGUUCCACUGAUGCUAAUAUUGGAGCAGGAUCUACCUUAUAUGAGAAAUCUGCAGACACUUUGUUUGCCUCGUGGCAUUACAAUGACACAGAGAGUAGUAUUAGGAGAGCCUGGUACUCAGUUGGAACAUACCCCUUUGCUGAGGAUGUUUCACCCAUUACUGAGGUAGAAGUGUCAUCUGGCCUUCACAGCAUAUUACCAUUAGCAUCUAUAAUACCAGAUACUACAGGCAAACCAAACAUAAUAUCCAUCUGGACAGAGAACAACGCUGGAACCAUCAAUAAAUUGACAUCUGGUUCUGUAAUCAUAGACACAACUCCUCCAAGUCAAGGCAUUGUUACUUGUCCUGAAUAUGUUGGUGCCAAGGUACCAGUUAAAUGUUCCUGGUCAGGAUUUCAGGACAGAGAAAGUCCAAUUCAAAGGUUUCUUAUCUCUCUAGGAUCAGAAGAAGGACUUACUGAUAUAUUUGUAGACAAAGAAGUUAGUGGGUUCACAUCCAGCUUCUCUAUUGAUGAUGCUGGUUCCCUGAUGAUCCAUGGACAAACCUAUUAUUUAACAGUAACUGCUGUCAACUCUGUCUACCUUAUGUCAUAUGCUUUCUCUGGUCCUAUAGCCAUAGACACUACCCCUCCAAAGAAUGGUAAAGUUAUUGACCUUCAUACGACCUACAGAAUGGAUGUCAGUAAUAAUACUGCAACAGUUUUAAUGAACUCCAGAACUUGUUCAACUGACCAAGAAUGUGAUGCUUUAGAUGCCACUUGUUCAGAAUCUUUGACUUCUUUGUCAUUGGCAUGGCAACCAUUUACUGAUGAACAGUCAGGAAUUAAACAAUAUGAAGUAGCCAUUGGUAUUACCCCUGGUGGAGGACAGAUCAAGCCAUUCAUGAGGAUACCAGUAGAUACAUUACAGUAUACAGUGAAUGGUCUCAAUCUACAUGGACUCAAAAAGGUGUAUGUGUCAGUGAGAGGGACUAAUGGAGCAGGUUUAUCCAGUGUGGGUACAUCUAAUGGUGUUCACAUGUCAUAUCUGAGUCAAGGACUGCCACCAUUGUCACAUAUUGGAGUAUAUGAUGUUCUACAGAACUCACAUGGAGACGUGGACUUCCAGGAAAGCUAUGACACGUACAGAGCAUCAUGGGAUAUGUCAGGUGACCCAUGUCCUGUUGUUAGAUAUGAAUGGCAGAUACAGAGGCUGGAUGGGAAAGUUGUCAUGCCUUGGCUAGAUUUGGGAAUAAAGACCUCAGGGAUGAAUGAUGAAUUACAAAUGUUGAAUGGAGAACUGUAUUACUCCUUAUUAAGAGUGACGAAUGCUUUAGACUAUACCUAUAUACUGAGAUCUAAUGGUGUGACCAUCAAACAAGAUCCACUAAUGCCUGGUAAAGUAUUUGAUGGGGAUGUUGAUGGGUACGAUCUGAACUUCCUAGGAUCUAAAGCUAUGGUGACGGCUAAUUGGGAUGGAUUCGGUUUACCUGUCAACACACAAGUACAAGUAGACGUCAUAUCUGGUAACCCAGGAGUCCAUGUGAAUCAAGAGAACAUUGAUUAUCAAGAUAAGAAUCAAGAUGUCGUCUAUUAUGAAGUAGCAUUAGGUACUGACAGGAGAUUCCCUAAAACCAGAGACAACAUUGUACCAUUUACUAAUGUGGCUAAAAAUACAUCUGUCACUUUCUAUGACCUAGAACUGGUUCCUAAUAGGGGAAUGUAUUACUUUACUGUUAAAGCAUUCAGUGCAUCUUAUUCUGUUGCCAUGGUCACAUCUAAUGGAUUCCAUGUUGGAUAUGAUGGUGGAGUAAGUGUGGGAAUAAUCAAUGUAGAGGACUAUAUCAGUACAGAUAAAUAUGUGGAUGUACAGUUUGAAGGGUUCUACUCCAAGCUAGACAUACUGAUGUAUUAUGUAGCUGUGUCUGAUUAUAGAAAUUUUACUGGUUCUGAUUGUAAACAAUAUAUUGAUGGUGGUAAAUCAACAGAUGAAGAGAAGGCAGCCAUGUUUAAUGUCUACCCUGUAACAAAUAUUAACCAGAAUACAUUCUAUAGAAUACAACCUCUAAACCUACAACUGGCUAACAACUAUUUCAUAUGGGUAAUGGGUACUGACAAGUCGGGGGAAUGUAGUAUGACGAGUCGUGAAAUCAUUGUGGAUACAACUCAUCCUGAAUCUGGAGAACUAGCUUGUGGUCCGGACUAUAACAUGGCAGUUACAUACACACCAGAGAGAACCAGUCUAACUGUAUCAUGGGAGAAUUACAGGGAUCCAGAAUCUGACAUCAAAUCAUAUGACAUAUCGCUGUGGUUUAACUCUUCCUGUUCUGAAGAUAACACACAGUCCUUACUCGUAGACUGGAUAGAACUGUCAUCUAAUUAUUCACAGUAUUCUUUUACAGAGCUGGAUCUAAAGCAAAAUAUCCCAUACAUUGUGAAAUUCAGAGUAACUAACCUUGCUGGACUGUCGAUCAAUGAAGAAUCUUCACCAAUUUUAUAUGAUUUGUCAACCCCUACAGCAGGAAAAGUUGUGGAUGGAUCGGACUUUUUGAAUGAUAGAGUAUGGUUCAGUUCAUCAACUACUAUCACAGGAUCAAUUAUUCAUCUUGCUACACCAAGGGGUCUGCCAUGUCCAACUCAGGCAAUAUCAAUGGUCAAUGAUCCAGAUUGGAAGAUACUAAAGCAGAUUGGGUUAAAAGAUCCUAGUGGUCAGCCCUGGUCACUCCUACACAGAGAGGAAAAUGUGAGAAGUUUAGUAUAUGAUGAUGCAGUGUCUAUAAAGUUAGCAAGAGAUGUUAAGAAAGAACGGAUGUUUUCUGGGUCGUAUUACAGAACAGCUGAUUUUGAGAAUGGUGGUACUUACCAGAUAUCAGUAAAGGCUGCUGAUGGGGAAGGUAUUGCAGUAACAGGUAUAAUGUUAUGGGAUGGUCCAGAGGAAGAAAUAGCUACUUAUGACUACCUGGAAGAGGAGGAUUGGACACAAAGUAUAUGUGACUGCUGUUUACAGAAUCCUGUGCCUCAGGGUUGUUCGAUGUGUAACUGUUCAGAGUACAACCAUACAGAAACAACAACAGUUACCUCUUCUAUAACACGACCACCAUACGAUAUAGUUAACAAUGCUGAUGAAUCUGAUGUCACCUCUCCUAUUGACACCACAAGUCCUACAGCACAGACGUCCUGUGGAAUACAGAUCUAUUCUGGUUCAACCCCUCAUAUUGUUACAUGGUGUAGAUCUUAUAAUGGCACCCAAAGAUUGAUGAAAACAAAGAUGGAUUUGAACUUUGACCCUACUACAGAAUAUCACAACUACAAAUUUAUGGUUACUCCCCAGAAAUAUGAUGAGAUCAGUAUUAACUGGUGUAUAACUGUGUUUGUGGAUGAUGGUGAAUUAACAGAGAUAUGUGGUAUAGAACCACCAAGUGUAUCUACUAAACUUGUACUACAUGUUUGGAACCGUAACAACUAUGUUCCAGAAAUAACAGACUUAUUUAAUGUCUUCUCUACUAAGGCAUACUUUAAAAACUUGGUCAUGCCUCCUAAGGUUGGAUCAUUGUGUCGCUAUGGAAACCCAUUUAGAGGAGGUACAAAUCCAGUUAUAAAAUAUGAGGCAGCCGUAGGAACAGACCAACUUACAACAGAUAUAUCCGACUUCAGUGAGGUCUAUAGACCUUGUAUACCAUGUUAUAAUAAAUGUUCUAAAUAUAACUGUGACUCUAAUUGUGAUCCAGAGGAACAUUUGAAAGUGACCUUUAACUUGACCAAUCUUAACCUACAACCUUAUAUAGUGGAUAAAAAUGAUACAGGUCAUGAGUAUAAUAAGACUGCAGCUUAUUAUCUAACAGUGAGAGCUGUCCUUGGAUCAGGACUAACAGCUGGAGCUUCAUCUGAUGGUUUCUAUGUAGAUAUCACCCCUCCACAGUUUGAUUCAGAGGUUAUGAACCAGAUCUACAUUGAUGUCACUCAAGGGGAGUUUACUCCGGUCAAAUAUCAGGCAUCUAAUGACACCAUUAAAGUGUUUUGGUAUUGUUAUGAUGAACAGAGUAUGAUAAAGGAGAAUAUGUGGGCUAUAGGAACAUCUAUUGGAGGUGAAGAUAUUCAGCCAUAUAUAUCUGUUGGUAUUAAACAGUUGGGUAUAAACAGUUCAUUGGAAGGUAUUCUGAAGACUAACCAUACAUACUAUGCAUCCAUCAGGUGUGUAAAUGGUGGGGGACAAAUGGCUGAAUGGAAUGAUCAUAUAGGUGUGGUUGCUUUGUUAAUACCUCCAAAUGUUAAUUUGAUCAACACAACCGUUAUUGGAGCAGAAGAUUUCGACCAUCCUGUGACACCAACUGAUGCUAAACGUGGCACUGAUCCAACUAGUGUAGGGUUUACAUUUACCCUCAGUGAGGAUGAGUCUGUUACAAAAUAUGAUAUAUGUAUGGGAUCAUCGGUGGACAAUGAUGACAUAUUCCCCUGUACCUGGGUCAGCAUUAAUAUAUCUGGUACUGUGGUCAUUAAAAAUGGUUCCUUGUUUAUGAACCAGUACGAACUAUACAAGCUGUCUGAAUUGAGGAGGGACCAGGUUAACAUUACUACUAAUGCUUUUCAUAUGGAACCAGGAAGGACAUUGUUUGUUACACUACGUGCUUGUAACGAUGCCUUCCUGUGUAACAAUAAAUCAUUGGGAUCAGUAACCAUGAUGGAUGAUAAAGCUGUACUAAAGACCUCAGUCAGUGGUGAACCUAUAGAGAUGGAGCAUGAUAUCAAAUCUAAGAGAAAGAAGAGGAGUAUUAAUGUGGCGGACAGUCUUAUCAUCACAUCACCUGAUGGACUUGAAGCUGGACAGAGUAUAGUACUGCAACCUUUAGAUGGCACAGAUCUGACAACUAGUUAUGCUUCAGACUCGUCUCCUCAGUUCCGAUCCUACAUUGUUAACCCUGAUGACACCUCUGAUAUGGUGGAUAGAAUACUCUAUAAAAGGUUACAUGAAAGUCAGUUUUCCUUUGCUGUGAUUCCUGUUGGCCAUCUGUCAAUGCCUGGACCAUUACAGAUCACAUACCAGGAUACAGUUACUGACAGAGACAAAACAUUGAUGUUAACCCACUGGAAUCCAGAACUGCAGCAGUGGGAAUUGUCCAGUAAAACCUGUGGUGACCAAGAUGGAACAGAGGUUACCAAUAUAAAUGGAACUGUAACAGUUAUGGUUUGCAGUACUAGUAGUUCUAAUAGGAACCAAAAUGAUGACCGUCGAAGGAAGAGGUCUACAGCAGAUCCUAACUACUUGUCAUCAGAAUCCCAGUUCUCGUUGUCUGCAGUCACAACUUCAGUGUACAAUACACCUCCUAGAUUGGUCAGUCCUAAUACUGUUACUAUGGAGGAGGAUGAAGGUACCCUACAGUAUUUACUAGAGGCUGUUGAUGAUGAGGGAGAUUCCAUUAUAUUUUACCUGGACAAUACAACAUAUAUAAUGGGAGAACCCAUACUCCAUACAAAUGGACUAUUGUUAUAUACACCAUGUGUUGAUUGUUCAGGAACAGAGACAAUUAGAAUCAUCUUAUCAGAGAAUCAAACAGACCCAGAUAUAAGUGUGGCUAGUCUACCUGUAACACUGACUGUCACAAUAACCAGUCAAAAUGACCACCCCGAAAUAUUCAUUACACAGUAUGGACAAUCAAUGUUACACCAAGACCCAUCUGAACCUGUUAUUGUGUAUUUAGAGCAGAUGCAGGAUUAUAAUGAGGACAUUUGGUCAGAACAGUUUACAGCGGUGAUUGGUGGAUAUGAUGUGGAAAAAGAAGAUGACCUCUCCAUGUUUAUAUCCUAUCCUAACCAUGGAAACCUGACAGUAUCUGGUGAAGAAACAAUAUUAUUGAAGAUAGAUACAUGCCAAGAGCAGUUAUUGAUGGAUACAGUUCCAUGUGGAAACUUCAGUCAGCUGUUACCCUACAAUGAAACAAAGAUGUCCUGGAUCUAUGUCACUGUGACCUAUAUUCAACCUUCUGGUUACUUUGGAUUUGAUAGGGUGAAGAUGUAUGUCAUGGACAACAACAAUUCUUCAUCUGAAAUUUUAACAGUAGAGUUUGCUAUUAUGGAGUCCCCUUGUCAGAACAAUGGCCAAUGUCAAGCCAAGAACACUAGUAACUAUCCCUGUGAGGAUACACACAGAGCUGAGAGUUUUGACCAGUAUUAUGACUGCGUAUGUAGCUCAGGUUAUACCGGUCAGCAUUGUGAGGAGGAUGUAAAUGAAUGUCUACAGACUCCGUCACCCUGUCCAGAAUCUUACACCUGUAUCAAUACCAUUGGUAGUUACAUCUGUACCUGUCCUGACUGUGGAAUACAGCCAUGGAUGAUAGCUGUCAUUGUAAUCUGUAUCAUAGUAAUCCUCAUCUCGGCUGUCAUUGCAGUUUUCUUUCUGAGGAAGAAACUAAGGCAUAACAGAUGGGUGUAUCCAUCACAUGGAGGUCACUCUGGAAAAUCACUUUUUGAUGAUGACAUUGAUGAAGAGGAGCUGUCUAGUGAGAGUGAAAAUGAGGAGCCAGUAAAAUCAGAGGUACCAAGGUAUCAAAGACAAACCGUGUCAUUCCAAAUGAAGACAAAAAAUAAAUUUCAAUUUGAAAGUCAUGUCCCACCUCCAAGACAAUUGAACAAGUAUCCUGGAAAAUUAACAAGCGAAUCAAGUCAUGCUACACCAUGGAAACCAUUACCACAUGUCAAACAGAUGCCUGUUACCAGUACAUUAGGUCAGAAGAAGCCUGUCUUCAAUCUUGAGUUGAUGAAUGACCCUGACAUUUCCAGAACAGUUUCUACAAUAGGCAAUAAAGUGGAACUGCCUAUAGUUGAUGAGGGUGGAUGCUUCAGAGAGUCUUCUUUGCUGUCCAUAGAGUCCAACAUGUUCCCAUCAGAUGAGUGUAAACAGGAGGCCCCAGCAGUUACACAAACAACUAGUCUGGAUGAGAACCUAAUCUCAUUUGUAGUGGAUAGUUUGAAUGAAGAAACAUCUGCUUGAGAGGGUGAACAUUUGUAAAAAGAAAAAGGACUGUGAUGACAAGAUUAUUUUUUUAUUUUUCUUUCAAUUUUUUGUUCUAUAUUUUAUUAUAUAACCUACUUCUGUUUCCAAAAUUGGUCAACUCGAUCUAUAGCAUUUGAGAGUUCUGUUCUCAUCAGAGUUCAUUACUGAAUUGAUAAACUAAAGUCAAUUAAUAUUAAAAAUGAAUGAAUAUACUUAGCUUUCAGGAUCUGACUGUCUGUAGAAAAACUAUAUAUGUAUCUUAUAGUUACCUUUCUUUUUACUUUAUAAUAAAAUUUACUUGCAUUGA